Gongylonema pulchrum is the source of this 291-nucleotide messenger RNA. Lineage: Eukaryota; Metazoa; Nematoda; Chromadorea; Rhabditida; Gongylonematidae. The record is from the annotation of a GenBank genome assembly.
AAAGUAGGAGGAUACUGUGCGAAAGCAGUGCAAGAUUUUGAAGCAUACGAAAAGGCAAGAAUCGAAGCUGGCCUUUCUGUGGCCGAGGAACCGUGUGCAUCCGGUGACAAUAAAGAGAACAACGGAGCUCUUAAUGGCGACAAAUGUCAAGAUGAUGGCAUUGAAGUUGAUGCAUGGGAAUUGCUAACCGAAACAAAGAUCUGUGACAAGCUGCCAAAUAACAUGGAGGCGAUGUUAAUGUCUAAAAAGUGGAAAGAACGCGUGGAAGUUUUGGAGGUACCACUUUCUUGA